AUGGUCAUCUCUUGGAUCCUAAAUGCUCUCUCAAAGGAUAUUGCAGACACUGUGAUAUACUCCAAAACUGCAAAAGAGCUUUGGGACAGCCUGGAGCUGAGAUUUGGGAGAUCAAAUGGAGCCAAGCUUUAUCAUCUCCAGAAGGAGUUAUCAGGAUUAGUACAGGGAAACAGUGACAUUGCAGGAUACUUCACUAAGCUCAAACGACUGUGGGAUGAAUUAGAUGCUUUAAAUGUUAUCAUAUGUUGUUCAUGUGUUUGUGUUUGUGUUUGUGAAGGAAAGGCAAAGUUGACUAAGUCCCUUGAGGAUCAGAGAGUGAUCCAAUUUCUAAUGGGAUUAGAUGACAUCUAUGUACAAGCAAGAGGAAAUAUCCUCAUGAUGAGCCCUUCACCCAGCAUGGAUGUUGCUUAUUCACUUCUCUUGCAAGAUGAAAAUCAAAGAGAAGUUUAUUCAAAUGCACGUUUUAAUUCUGAAUCAGUAUCAUUCAUCGCAGCUGGAGAGGCCAAGCAACCUAAUGCACAACUUCUAGCUGAUUUUGCAGCUUUUAUGAUCAUAGGACAGGGGAAGAAUUAUCAGAAACUCAGAAACCAAACACAAAGAGGGGCAGCCAUAGAACCCAAAUAUAACAACUCAGGACAAAAGUUUGGUAAACCUUAG
Molecule: messenger RNA, 657 nt
Organism: Nicotiana attenuata
Lineage: Eukaryota; Viridiplantae; Streptophyta; Magnoliopsida; Solanales; Solanaceae
Exons: 1
Coding region: 1-657 (218 amino acids)
Source: RefSeq, a predicted model, not a curated record